Varanus komodoensis (Komodo dragon) is the source of this 609-nucleotide messenger RNA. It is a transcript of the gene TRAPPC2L, whose product is annotated as trafficking protein particle complex subunit 2L. The record is from RefSeq and is a predicted model, not a curated record. Gene Ontology annotation, cellular component: cytoplasm; TRAPP complex; nucleus. Lineage: Eukaryota; Metazoa; Chordata; Lepidosauria; Squamata; Varanidae. The transcript is spliced from 5 exons. The coding region runs from base 91 to 510 and encodes 139 amino acids. Gene Ontology annotation, biological process: endoplasmic reticulum to Golgi vesicle-mediated transport.
CGAGUCACGAGGGCAGGAGACAGCGUCGGUCACGUGAGCGCUGGGAGGGCAGGGAGGCGCGAGGGAGCUGUGCGUCCGCCAGUAUCCAAGAUGGCGGUGUGCAUCGCGGUGAUCGCCAAAGAGAACUAUCCCCUGUACAUCAACAGCGUCCCCACAGAGAACGAGCUCAAAUUCCACUACACGGUGCACACGUCCCUGGAUGUCGUGGAUGAGAAGAUCUCUGCUCUGGGGAAAGCCCUCAUGGACCAGAGAGAGCUCUACCUGGGGCUCCUGUACCCGACCGAAGACUACAAAGUGUACGGCUACGUGACAAAUUCCAAGGUGAAGUUUGUGAUGGUGGUGGAUUCUUCAAACACGGCACUCCGAGACAAUGAAAUCCGAAGCAUGUUCCGGAAGCUGCACAACUCUUACACAGACGUCAUGUGCAACCCCUUUUAUAAUCCUGGGGACCAGAUCCAGUCGAGGGCCUUCGACAACAUGGUGAUGUCCAUGAUGGUGCAAGUCUGCUGAAGCAUCCUGGCUCCGCCCCCCCCCCGAGGUUGGUCCCCGUGCAGGACUGUGUGAUGUUCUUUGUGUAUAUUCUGUGAAAUAAAGUCCUUUGGCAAGUCA